Molecule: messenger RNA, 1532 nt
Organism: Solenopsis invicta (red fire ant)
Lineage: Eukaryota; Metazoa; Arthropoda; Insecta; Hymenoptera; Formicidae
Product: mitochondrial glycine transporter
Exons: 9
Coding region: 444-1400 (318 amino acids)
Biological process (GO): glycine import into mitochondrion
Cellular component (GO): mitochondrion; mitochondrial inner membrane
Molecular function (GO): glycine transmembrane transporter activity
Source: RefSeq, a predicted model, not a curated record
CUCGCACCGACCUUCCGCGACCUCGUGUCUCGUGGGUCGUCACUGGUCGUCACCGCCUGUCGCGUCGACUCUAGUCGACUCGACGCACAGGUAAGACCAGGUGAGACACUCGGCGAACAGGUACUCGUGAUCGACGGAUCGUUUUGCCUUCUGUAGAUACUUCAGUGGAUAUCAAUCUUUGUGAAUAACCCAGUACGAAACGACAUACAAGGGAAUUCAGUGGAAAGGGAACGCACCCGAUCACUCUGGAUCUUUCCACACGGAAAAGAUUCCACAAGGAGUAACUCAGACUGUUAUCGCUACGUGGAAAAACAGAAGGGUCAUCGGAUGAGGGAUGACCUGCGUCGGCGUGAAGUACAUCUCGCACGUUUUCGAAUGAAGUCACGUUUAAAUCACGUUUCGUCGGCUGAUAAAAAAACUUUCUCGCACGAGCAUGCUUCGAUAUGCAGGGUCAUCCUAUUGACCUCGACAGUGGCGAAACAAAGAUAAAUGGAGAUACUACUCGAGAGAUUCGGCAAGUGAAGUUUCUGAAUUAUACUGUCAUGGAAGCUGUGGGAACUUAUCCAAUUUUGAAGUCCUUUUUGGCGGGCUCGUUCUCUGGAACAUUCUCCACGAUUCUCUUCCAACCGUUGGACUUGGUGAAGACCAGACUUCAGAGUAGAGUCAAUGGCCCUAUCGGAGCACCAAAAAAUGGAAUGUUGGGCACGGUGGCGCACAUCAUUCAAAAGGAGAAUAUCUUCGGACUUUGGAGGGGCAUGACACCGUCAAUAACUCGAGUGAUUCCUGGCGUGGGUUUGUACUUUUCGUCGUUACACUGGCUGAAGCACGCCUUUAAUCUGGAGGAACCUCUGACGGCUCUGCAGGCUAUUUCCUUAGGUGUUACCGCGCGAUCCAUGUCCGGUGCUCUGCUGAUUCCCAUCACCGUCGUGAAGACGCGAUUUGAGAGUGGCGUUUACAAAUACAACAGUAUCAGUGAAGCUCUUAGGUUAAUCUACAAGCAGGAAGGAAUGAGAGGUCUAUCGAGCGGCCUGGUGCCCACUCUUCUGCGAGAUGCGCCUUACAGUGGUUUAUAUCUUAUGUUUUACACCCAAUUGAAAAACGCGGCUGCUAGUAGUACAGGAACAGUGAACUCAUCGGCACCGGUUCACUUUAGCUGCGGAAUCUUGGCUGGAAUUUUGGCGUCCAUAGUGACGCAACCGCCAGACGUUGUCAAAACGAAGAUGCAGUUGUACCCGAACGAAUUCAACGGCAUCUAUCACGCGACGUUUUUCGUUUAUAAAAAGUACGGCAUUUUAGGAUAUUUCAAAGGUAUCGUUCCUAGAAUGCUGAGGCGAACUUUGAUGACUACUAUGGCUUGGACCGUGUACGAACAGGUUACAAGGCAGAUUGGUUUGAAGUAAACACGCUGUAGCUGCAAUUGUUUUAUAUCCGAAGAAGAUUAUGAUGUACAGUAUUAGCAUAGACUGUUUAUAUAUUAUAAUUAAAUUCGCAUAUUUAUUUAAUAAAUUAUAUAUUUUUCUAAGAUCACAUAA